AUGAGUGAAAGCUCGAUCUCUACAAUCACUUCAUCUCACCGUUCUUUGAUCAAAACUCAAAUGCUCUCCAGGGUGGGCAUUAGGUUUAACACACUCGCCAGCAAAAACCAAACAAGAUGUCUGCAGGUUUUUCCUCGUCUUUCUGCUGAAGAAUCAGGCAGUUCUACAACUUCAAAAUUAAGCAAAGAUCAGUUGAAAAAGAGGGAAAUCAGACGUUUGGCACAACGUAAAGCUGCUGCUAGACGCGCAGCAAGUGACCACCCCCUUUAUAUGCCUGUUGAUAGGGCUCUGCGAUUUUUACGUGCAGCUGAGGUUGGCCAACCUAUCUCUCAGCAAACGCUGAGUUUAACAACUGCUGUGAUAUCCGAGCGAGGAGCACCACUUUUAAGCGGAAACCUAUCUUUCCCCAAUGCUCUUAAGGAGGUGAAGGUGGCAGUUUUCACAAACGACGAAAACCAGGCAAAGCUGGCUCGCGAAAAAUACAAAUGCCAUGUUGUUGGCGGCACUGAGCUCGUAGAGCAAAUUAAGUCGGGCCAAUUGGCUAUCGACUUUGACAAAAGCUUCGCCACCCCUGACAUAGCAUCCACAUUAGCAUCACAGCUUGGUCGUAUCCUGGGACCUCGUGGCUUACUGCCCGCAGCGAAGAAGGGCACAGUCUCGGACAAUCUGGAGGCGCUCCUUGAAGGCAGCGCAGCUUCUUUGCCUUUCAGACAGCGCGGUAACAGCGUCAGUGUAGCUGUGGGCAAAUGCUCGUUUUCCGACAAGCAAAUGUUAGAAAAUUUGGUGGCAGCCCAAAAGGGUGUCAAGACCGCUUUGGCCAACCAAAAGGCCAAGAAAUCUAGUUUGCUUGGCCAAACUACUCUCACGUCCACUCAUGGUCCCGGAAUUGUCAUCGACUUUGCCUAG
Lachancea sp. 'fantastica' is the source of this 906-nucleotide messenger RNA. NCBI's taxonomy places the organism in Eukaryota, Fungi, Ascomycota, Saccharomycetes, Saccharomycetales, Saccharomycetaceae. The record is from the annotation of a GenBank genome assembly.